UAUCCAAGCAUAUGUUUCACUAAUUGGGAAGGGGUAAAAUGGCUAUAAAUUUGCACGAUUACUGUUGUUUGGAUGUUUUGGAAGUUGGAUACAGAAUUGAAAAUUUAUUUUCCAUUUUGACAAUUUUCAAGUAUUGAACAGACUCCAAAGAUGUUCAGAGGAUUUCUCAUAUUCACGAUAACAAUACUCUUGUUAAACGGAACUUCCGGUAAAAGAUGGACAAGAAAAUCGCCAUAUAAUGGCAAUUGUGACUCACAUCCCGAGUGUCCGGAUGGUACAGCCUGUUUAAGACCUGGCUUUGGCAACGCUGCCGAGGCUGCACAAAAGAAAUGCUACAAUUGUCCCUGCAUGGAGCCGGAACAAUGUUACGUCCAAGAUAGGUUCCUUGCUUGCAAUUGUACAGACUCUGGGUUCACUGGAUGUUAUUGCGAAACAAACAUUGACGAUUGUGACCCGAAUCCAUGUCUGAACGGUGGCACGUGUAUAGAUGGAGUAAACAACUAUACUUGCACGUGCGUAGAUGGAUGGAGUGGUCGUAACUGCGAAGAAUCCAACGUUUGCUUCUCAAACCCGUGCGGCAAUGGUGGCACGUGUGAUGUUGGAGAAGACGAAGAUUACGUCUGCCUAUGCCCUCCUGAAUUUGGUGGAACAGACUGUGAAGAAUCAUGCCCAGCCGGUUGGCACUUUUUCGAAAGUAGCUGCUAUUUCUUCAGUGAUACUCUUGUUAACUGGUUUGACGCGAGGGACGACUGCAUUGAUAUUGGAGGCGGCCUGGUAGAGAUCAAUAAUCGGAGAGAGAACAAUUUCGUAAGGGACUUAAAAGAUAUAAGAGCUUGGAUUGGAUUGAAUGAUCUAACGACCGAAGGCGUUUAUGUCUGGGUAUCGAGCGGAAAUGCGGUGGGGUACAUGAAAUGGGAAGAAUUUGAGCCGAAUAACCAAAAUGAUAAUGAGGAUUGUGUGGAGAUGUAUGACUCUGGUCUCUGGAACGACGCAGAUUGUACUCUUCUCAUGGCGUACGUUUGUGAACGAGCAAGCACGCCUCCCUCUUAAAUGACGUCAUCAUAUGGACAUCAUUAAGAUAAGAACGCUACAAUAACAACAGAUGAUCCAGUCAACUAAAACACACAAAAUACGUCUACAGUCAUCAAAUAUAAUAACUUUAUAAUACUUACAGAAUCUUUUUACAAUUAUUUUGUUCAGAUUAAAAUGAUUUUCAAUUACUUUUAGAUUCAGAAUAAACAUCAAGUCAGAUAA
Molecule: messenger RNA, 1254 nt
Organism: Ruditapes philippinarum (Manila clam)
Lineage: Eukaryota; Metazoa; Mollusca; Bivalvia; Venerida; Veneridae
Product: sushi, nidogen and EGF-like domain-containing protein 1
Exons: 11
Coding region: 151-1050 (299 amino acids)
Biological process (GO): establishment or maintenance of epithelial cell apical/basal polarity; heterophilic cell-cell adhesion
Cellular component (GO): plasma membrane; protein-containing complex
Molecular function (GO): calcium ion binding
Source: RefSeq, a predicted model, not a curated record